This is a messenger RNA of Plodia interpunctella (Indianmeal moth), 6237 nucleotides long. It is a transcript of the gene CrebA, whose product is annotated as Cyclic-AMP response element binding protein A. Bases 308 to 1414 code for a protein of 368 amino acids. The transcript is spliced from 7 exons. The record is from RefSeq and is a predicted model, not a curated record. Gene Ontology annotation, biological process: regulation of apoptotic process; regulation of transcription by RNA polymerase II. NCBI's taxonomy places the organism in Eukaryota, Metazoa, Arthropoda, Insecta, Lepidoptera, Pyralidae. Gene Ontology annotation, molecular function: DNA-binding transcription factor activity, RNA polymerase II-specific; cAMP response element binding.
CCGCGCGCCUCAUUCGCCGGCUCUACUCCGCCGCGAUAACAUCCUGUGCUGUAGUCGCUAUCGUGCCGCUCACGUCGCGUGCAGAGAAAACUUAUAAAAAAUAUUUUAUUGCCAAAAACAAAUGGGCGUCGAUAGUGAAACUUAAACUUGUGAUGAUGCACAGUGUUCUGUGAGUUUGUUACUGACUUCAGUUUGUGUUUUGCAUUCCAAGUUUCACAUCGAGAAAAGAAAGGACCGCAGUGACAGUUUGUGUGAGUUUUUCUCGAGGGAUUUUCUUGGCGUCUGGACUUGGUGCAGCCGCUCCAAUAUGGAGGGCUACUUCGACAACGACGACCUGAAGGACGUCUGGGAGACGGACAUUGACCCGGACAUGCAAGAAGUACUGGACGAGGAUUCAGAGAUGAGCGACUGGUUGAUCCGCGACUCCAAGUCUGUGGUGGUGUUACAUGACCGCCUAAUGACCGACGCGGCACUUGGUGCAGCCCCCAUCAAGACAGAGCACUCGUACAGUCUCCACUCGGACGUAGAGUCCGCACCAUCCUCUCCACACCACACCAAAGUCGAUGACAUGGAGGACGAAUGCUACCCUGCCAUGCCGGCCAGUGCUUGGAGCAGUCGACGGCGGUCGAGCGACUCCCCUGUCAGAGAAGUCAAGACCGAGCCCAAAUCGGAGCCCGACUCCCCCGCCUCGUCCUGCCCCCCCUCACCCACCCCCGGCACGCCCGUCACACACCUCGACUAUGUCAUUGACCACACGACCGGCACAAUUCACAUGCCGCCGGCAGUGCUACAGAAAGUGGGCGCGGCGGGCGUGCCACAGCUGCUGCUCAGCGCAGCGCCGCGGCUCGCCAACUCGCUCGGCUCCAACAAGCUCUCCAUCAAAGUCACGAGCUCUGCUUCAGGGUUCAACUUGCCGCCGACGCCGCCGUCGUCGCUAUCGUCGUCGGACAGCGAGGGCGCGCUGUCGCCGGCGCGCGAGGCCGGUCCCCCCGCCGCGCCCCCCGCGCCGCGCCGCCCGCACCUCUACGUAUCGCACCACUCGCGCCAGCCAAUCAACACGCCGCUCAUCAGCUCACAGCCGAAAGGUUCAACGGGCACGUUAGUACUCACAGAAGAAGAAAAGCGCACACUACUGGCUGAAGGAUACCCUGUCCCUACUCGUCUACCGCUUUCUAAAGCUGAGGAGAAAUCUCUCAAAAAGAUCAGAAGGAAAAUAAAAAAUAAGAUAUCAGCACAAGAAAGCAGGCGCAAAAAGAAAGAAUACAUGGAUCAGCUAGAAAGGAAGGUGGAAAUCCUAGUGUCAGAGAACUCAGACUACCGGAAGAGGGUGGACACCCUGGAGCAGAAGAACGCCAGCUUGCUGAGCCAGCUGGCGGCGCUGCAGGCGCUGGUGACGCGCGGCAACAGGAAGUGACGUCAUUGCGACCAGUGACGUCACACGCUCGCAAGGUACAGGUCGCAACUAACCUCAAACGUCACUAUCAUAUAAUUAUUCUGCCGACCGUAUCGCAGUGCCGAUCGGAUUUGACGAUUUAAUUAUACAAAGGCUGUGAGAAAUUGUGGAAACAGUGACAUUCUCACAGUUUGAUAGUUCGUUGGUAUUGCAGAGACGCUGCCCCGUUUCGGAGUGUAUAUUUUUAAUGUAUAUUUUGGAUGUAUUUACAUUAGUAGCGCGGAUUGUUGUACCGACGGGGACUAGUAGCGUUGAAUGGUUGCUCACUAUUAUAGUAAUAGGUUUCUGUGGUGCUGGAUUGGAUAUACCUUGUAAGGUAUGCUACUGUCAAGUGCCACACUAGAUAUUUAUUUUUACAGCUCCAAUAGUUGUCAUCAGCUGACGAGCGAUGACUCGAUGACAGGGAUAAUACUGGGCUCUAACAUAAGUAUCGAUUUAGUUUUACGUGUGUUAAAUGAAAUCUCGUAAUAUAUUCUAGUAGUGCUGCAGAAGCAUUACAUAAUUAAGUCUUAAUUUGUGCGUGUUUUUAUUAAAAUGUGCAAUUAGGUUAAGGAUUAUGAUUGUUACCCAAAGCAUACAAUACUGUAGCAGGUUUCGUUGUGGCCGUGAAUGCGGUGUUGUGGCCUCAUGAACGUAUACGUGAAAUUAACAUCGAUGUGUUGACGAUUAGAACUGGCUGAACUACUUAUUUAGUUCCUUAGAUCAGGAACACGAAAGGGUACAUGGAGGUUGAACAAAACAAAAACCGACAUUUUAUGCUAGCUUUAGUUAAAAAAACGGUUUUGGUUUUGUCGUAAACUUGUUUAUGCACUAGAUAAUUUUUUAACAAUUUCACUGGAAAAACUCAGCGCUCUUGAGCAGAAGGUCUAUCAAGGAAAAUUCUUGUAUGAUUAUUAGGUUAUCGGAAUUAAAGAGAGCGUUUAUCAGUUUGUCCUUGAACAGUAUCUGAAAAUUUGCUACGUUAUUACAGUUUGAAUUCUACAAUUUUUUUGCAUAGCCAGUUAACCUGAAUGUACUAUAUUGAUAAGUAUCUAUCCUUUUCUCUUUCUCACAUUUGUGUAGCUGUUUCAUUCUUACAUUUAAUCAUGUUACUAUGUGUAAGAAUGAAUCGGCAAAAUGUGCGCGAAUGAAGAAACCAGUACAAGAUUAAUGUUCUGAUCAGAAAUAUUAUCGAGUGGUUUCCUUGGUCAAACAUUGAAUAAGACAUUUGGUAAAUAAUUUGCCAUAAAACAAUGUUUCUUUGUUGCUGAUUUUGCUAGUUAUGAAGAAAUUGAUUUGACAUCUAAAAAUGGCAACUCAUGUUUUUUUAUCUUGACGUUGAUUAAAAGUAUAUGAUUUGACUAGUGGUGAACUCCAUUGCUUAUAAUAUCAAUGUGCCUCUCGUGUCCUGACCUUUCUGUAUCUUCACGAAACUUGAGAAAACACGUGACCGUGUAGCCUGUGGUGUAUUGGGAAUCUUAGUAGCAUAAUAUGUAAGGCCGGUAACGCGCGCCUUACCGUAUAUUAUUGAAUUCCAUGAAUUUGCAUUUAUAGCGAAAUGUGUAUCACCUAUAGAGAUUUUAUCUAUUUAAGAUAACACUAGAUAUACGAAUCUAAUUGAGGACCUAUAUAAAAACCGAUUUGUAUGACAAAUGUAUAUCGGUUACGUCUAGUCUCUCGUAGAAACUAACAGGCCUGUUGUGGAGGCCUGGGAUAGAGAUAGCUGUAUCAAUUCAAACUCAGUUCACACUGCGCUCUGUGAAGACAAGUACAAAUUAUGGCAUGCCUUCGUUGAAGUAACGUAGCUAACAUACCUAUAUUUAGGUAUCUUACACGCGAACUCAAAUUUUUUACAUUGUGUUGUGCAUAUCAAAUAGUUGAAAUGCGUAACUACCGUCAAUUUAGGGGCUUCCUAAUUUUAUUUCAAAUUAACCACUGAGAUCACGGUAGACAUCGCUUUCAAGGGCUCUAUUUGCUGCGUAGCUAUUUGCUAAUCUUCAUCGUCAAGCUAAAUUGUGCUUUAUGAUUUAUGAUUCAUAUCCCAAUAUAGCUUAACAUCGUAAAUUAGCACGUAGCCAAGCACGAAAGUAGCUGAAUAUGUAUUUUCUUGACACUCUUAUGUGAUUCUUAACACAAUAUUUUUUCAUAGAUUUUGGGGUAAAUUCGUUUUUUAAGCGAAGCCAAUGCGCCUCCAUUUGUAAGAUAACUAGUGAAAUUUCAGAGCGCUAUAUUGUAUUUAUGUUAUUAAUUAUUCCGGGGUAUCUGACGAUGCCACUGUAAACCCAUGAAACUAAUUGGGAAUAUACAAAGAUUAUUUUAUCAGCCCAGAUUAUAUUCACUAUACAUUUCCUUCACAAAUUGAAAUUCAAUUCAUCUUUUCGCCCAAGAUUAAUCUUGGGCGAAAAGAUGAAUUUAAUUUCAAUGAUUCGUUACAUUUCAGUUUUUAUUGUAUCACAUUUUUAAAACCAAAGUACGUUUAGUGUCAUUACAAGUGGUUUCGUAGUAACCCCGGUCUUGCCAAUAAAUUUAUUUACAUGUUCUGAGCUUGUAUGACAGCGCAGGUACGAAUGCGUUCGUAUCGCCUUUAACCAUGAAACUAUAUGUAAGUAAUACUGGAGCCAAUACCUCCCAAAAAACUGUUUGUUCUGAAGUAUAUGUAUCUAUCUUUUUCAUCUGUAGACCUAACUCCUUGAGCGGUGAAGAAUAUAACUUAGAUGACUACAUGUCAUAUCUCGCAAUGCUUAUGAGAGGUUGGCAACCGAUGAAAGAAAUAGCAAUAUAUGUCCCUUGUAUCGAAAAGUUCUGGCGCCAGUAUUAAUCUAUAGCCUCAUGCCUUUGUAACUAACAUUAUUUUACACUAAUAAACAUUCCAUUAAUUGUCUUGUGUAGUAAUGAGUGACUUAAAGUGAGCUCGUGUACUUAUUACUCUAAUCAUAAAUUAACUAUCCUGUACAAAUGUAUCUGUUUUGUCUUAAUUUAUAUAACUUCUAAGACCGCACACUUGAGUGGACGAACAUACCUUUACAUCAUAUUUUCUGUUUAGAACUCAAUUUAUGUCUGUACCUAUUAACAACUUAUAGAAAUAUCCUUAGCUUCAUUAAUAUUUUACAAUGCAAGCAUGGACUUCACGACGAAGCUCGUCGUUUUUCGAGAAGUUUUGUCGAUAUAAGUUACUAUUUUCCUGCCACUAAUAUAGUAAUGAAAAUGAGCUAUACGUCCAAGGGAAGUCACAUUAAUAAAUGCGUUGUACAGUCUGCCACAGAGAAGUCUGAUCCCCCGCGAUUUGAACACCAUCUCUUAGGGCGUCAGAUUUCUCUGUGGCAGACUGUACCGUCGAGACUUUCAGAGAUGCUGAAAUGAAUAUAUUCGUUCGCUCAAAUGUGCAAUAUUUAAUUUGAGAUGUUAAAAAUUGCUAGCAUAAUUUAAAUGUAGCCAAGUUGUUUGUUAGUCUAACGUAUGACUAAAAACUUGUCUUGUAAUAUAAUACAGUGUAAUACAAUUUUAUAAUAUCAUUCCACUUCAGUAUGUUACCAAAAAAUAUUUUUAAUUUAUAUUUCAAUAACAAAAAAAAAACAUUAAGUUUGUUUUAACAAUAAAUAAGUCUGUCAAACAACUCCGUCGAUUGAUUAUACUGUGUUAUGUUAAUAUUUUGUAUUAUAUUUUACUAUAUUGUGUGCAAUUACUGUUCUCUUUUGAAUUUUAAACGUUCUUCCUAAUUAGACUGGUAAGGAAAUGUUCUAUUUAUAUCGCGCGGAAUAUAAAUCGUUUAUCAUCCCGUCUCACCAUGGGUUAUUAUAAAGAUUGAGAUAUAUUUUAAGAGAUUUUUUCUAAUAAAAUUUUAGAAAUAUAUAUAUAACACUGUUUUACAUGUCUUUUCGCUAUACAAAUUAUAUCCGCAGAUUUCAAAUUGAUUCUGCGGUUAGGUAUCUAGUUUAGCAUUAGUACCUACUUAUAUACAAGUUAAAUAUUGAAAUUGCAAUGUGUGCCUGCCUAUCAGCUACUGAUUUUACCAAUAUGAAUAAGUAUCGAUUGUAGAAUAGUGAAUGACGAUAUCGAAAAGUAUCCUGUACUUGUAUAGAGACGUUAUAUAUUUAAAAAAGAAGUAUUUACCUAACUUGUAAAAUAUAUUAAUUCCUAUUAUGGCAUUUACCGUCUACAAAAAGAGUGAUUUAAUUGAGAACGACUUAUAUACUAAAUUAAUAAAGUAGUUGAUAUUUUAACUUAUGGAAUUAUUGAGGCCGAGUGGCUGUAAGUAGUGGCGAAGUUGUUGUCAACAUGAUGCGUGUUGUGCGAGAGUCGCACUUUUGGGUGACAUAAGUGUGGUCCAUGCGAUAUUAAACAUAUGAUAGAUUUAACACUGAUGUUCAAAAACUGCGACGUAUAUCUACAAUGCAAUUUUCCAAAAUACUCAUAACUAAACACUAUAGCCUGUCUAUGUUGAAAUGACGAGCACCACUGGCGAAUUGUGCAUACUAAUUGACUUGUGUUGGUAAUGGUUCGUUAGUGGCGCGCUUCAUCUAAACCUAGACAUGCUAUACGAGAAAUAGGACAAUUUCAAACAGUAUACUUGAUGUAAAUUCCGGAUGGGUCACACUUGGCAAGCGCAAGAGUCGCGAUGGGAGUCUUGCGUACGUAUAGUUUUGUUAUUCAUUGCAAGUGUAAUUUUAUUGAUAGUUUUAUAUGUUAAAACUAUGCACUGUUACCUAGAGUCAUGAUUUGUUGAAUCGUUUGUUUUAUUUUUAUUUUCCAAUGACAUUGCGGAUUUUACUGUCAUCCUUGAGCUAAUAAAGUGUCAAAUAUAGUGA